GCGCGGUACUUCCUCAAACGGUACAAUCACAGAAGAAAGCCAGCUGCUCUGAGGAAAGUUUUUCUCUUCAAAAGAGCUGUGUCUGAGAAAUAAGCCAUUUUUAAGAUGGCCCCUUUCUUGAGGAUUGCAUUCAACGCCUAUGAUCUUGGCACGUUUUCGGCAAUGGCUGAGGCUCCUUUCUGUGCCGUCAAAAUGAAGGAAGCACUAAGCACUGAGCGAGGAAAAACGUUGAUCCAGAAGAAGCCCACCAUGUUUCCUGCCUGGCGGUCCAAUUUUGAUGCACAUAUUUUUGAGGGACGCGUCAUACAAGUUCUACUCAUGAGGACUGCAGAGGAACCUUUAGCAGAAGUCACAGUGGGCGUGUCUGUUUUGGCAGAACGAUGCAAAAAAGCUAAUGGACAGGCAGAAUUUUGGGUUGAUUUGCAGCCUUCCGGGAAGGUUAUGAUGUCUGUUCAGUUCUUUUUGGAAGACGACAAUAAAGAGUGUCGCCAGUCAGUAUUGGUUGAGGAAGAAGCACCGACUAUUAAUCGUCGUCGUGGAGCUAUUAAACAGGCUAAGAUUCAUUGCAUUAAAAACCAUGAGUUUAUUGCCACCUUCUUCAGACAGCCCACCUUCUGCUCUGUGUGCAGAGAUUUUGUCUGGGGUCUCAAUAAGCAAGGUUACAAGUGUCGACAAUGCAAUGCAGCCAUUCACAAGAAAUGCAUUGAUAAAAUUAUUGGAAGGUGCACAGGCACCGCAACUAAUAGUCGAGACACCAUGUUUCAGAAGGAGCGGUUUAAGAUUGACAUGCCACAUCGCUUUAAAAACCACAAUUACAUGAGUCCCACCUUUUGUGACCAUUGUGGUAGCUUGCUGUGGGGUCUUGUCAAACAAGGUCUCAAAUGUGAGGACUGCUCCAUGAAUGUCCAUCAUAAGUGUCAAACUAAAGUGGCCAACUUGUGUGGCAUUAACCAAAAACUGUUGGCGGAGGCUCUAACUCAAGUCAGUCAGAAAUCAACAAAGCGCCCUGAAGCCAACCCACAGGACAUUGGAGUGUACCAGGAUUUUAACAAAAGCCCAGGACCAGAUGUUAAUGAUGGGGCUCCUUAUGGUCUUCUCUGGGAGGGUUCAAGUCCUCGCCCACCUUCUCGAAUCUCCCACCAACCACGCAUGACUGCCGAGCAUUUCAUUUUUCAUAAAGUACUGGGCAAGGGAAGCUUUGGCAAGGUGUUGUUGGCGGAGUUAAAGGGCACUGGUGAAUGGUUUGCAGUGAAGGCGUUAAAGAAAGACGUAGUGUUGAUUGACGAUGAUGUGGAGUGCACCAUGAUAGAAAAACGAGUGUUGGCUCUCGCCUGGGACAAUCCGUUCCUUACACACCUCUACUCCACUUUUCAGACCAAGGAGCACUUGUUCUUUGUGAUGGAGUAUCUGAAUGGAGGAGAUCUGAUGUUCCAUAUACAAGAGAAAGGACGUUUUGACCUGUACAGAGCAACGUUCUACGGAGCUGAAAUAGUGUGUGGCCUGCAGUUCCUUCAUUCCAGAGGCAUUAUUUACAGGGAUCUUAAGCUGGAUAAUGUUAUGUUAGAUGGCGACGGACACAUAAAAAUAGCUGAUUUUGGAAUGUGCAAGGAGAAUGUGUUCGGAGACAACCGGGCCACUACGUUCUGCGGAACUCCAGAUUAUAUCGCUCCUGAGAUUUUGCUGGGUCAGCAGUAUACGUUCUCGGUAGACUGGUGGUCAUUCGGUGUGUUGGUAUACGAGAUGCUGAUUGGACAGUCGCCAUUUCACGGUGAUGAUGAGGAUGAGCUUUUUGAAUCAAUCCGAAUGGAUACACCUCAUUACCCUCGCUGGAUCACAGUGGAUGCGAGGGACAUGUUAGAAAAGUUGUUUGAGCGUGACUCAUCAAGGCGUUUAGGAGUUGUGGGUAAUAUACGAACCCACCUCUUUUUCAAGACUGUCAAUUGGUCUGCUCUGGAAAGCCGAGAGGUCGAACCUCCCUUCAAACCAAAAGUGAAAGCUCCAAAUGACUGCAGUAACUUCGACCGGGAAUUUUUAAGCGAGAAACCCCGUCUUUCACACUGCGAAAAAGGUCUGAUCGAUUCCAUGGACCAGAACGCUUUUGCUGGCUUUUCCUUUAUUAAUCCAAAAAUGGAGAAUCUUCUGCAAAAGUGACGAAUUUAGCGUUUUCAGUAUUCAGAUGAAUUUGAGGUGCACCCAGACCAAUAAUGAGCACUAACUUAAGACAUAAAAGCUGUCUAGUCAGCUUUUAACUGAGCCUGUUAAAAACAUAAUAUACAUUUAAAGCCAGUAUAGUCUUUUAGUGUUAGUGACAUUGCACUCCUGUUGGAUUUUAGGGUGCCCCAAUUGAGAUGCAGUUUUUAACUUUUCCUUUCAAAGUUAGCUUGGUUAGUUCAGACAUAACAAUUAGAAAUGCAGGGACACUGCUGUUUAUUUAUUUAGGAAUAACGUUAGUCAAUGUGUCAAAAAUAAAAAAGGUCAGAGUUUAUACAGAUAUUGUUUAAAUUGAUAUGUGCAUGCUACAGUCAUGGUUUAUGUUCAGUCGUUGUUUCCUUCUAUGAUGUGUGCCUGAUCCAGAUGUGUGUGGUUGUGUAUAUAUGUACUGUAAUAAUUCGCACAGGGUCAACCAGAAUUUUUGUUGAAUGAGUGCGUUGUAAUAGUAUUAAACAAAUAUAUUGUAUUUUUAUUAGUUUGGGAAAAAGUCUAUAAUGUAUGUGAUACAGAAAUAUUGCUAUCUUAGCAAUAGUGUGUUAUGUGUUUGAUGUUUUAGUGUGUAUAUUGUUGCUUUUAAAUAAAAUGUACUUAUUACACGAUCAAAUAACAUGCAUGACUGUUUUUAGGAUGAUUAACUUCAUCUUAGCGUCCAAAAAACAUUUCCAUGGUGAUAAGACACGCUGGUAUAUUUUCAUACAGUUUUAGGUAAUUUUACAGUAAAGACAUGUGUACCCGAAAUGUGAUGUUAGUCUCAUUUGAUUAAAGACAUUGUUGGUAACACAUGGUCAGAUUGUGUCUAAUUUAGGAAGGCAAUACAGUAUGUCAAUGUUAUAAAUGUGACAUAGCAGCGAAGUGCCAGUUUAGUGCCAACACCAGGGUCAUGGGUUCAUAUCCCAACAUCACAAAGUGUGUAUACUUUGAAUGCGCUGUAAGUCUGUUCUGAGAAAUGCAAAAAUGUGAAUUAAAUGUAAAAAAAAAAGUAUGAGCAUGUAAAGGUCAGGUACACAUGUACAUAUUUUUUUCAUGAGUCUUAUUUCAUUAAUUGCAUAUUUUUCAUGAAUUUUUAAAGGCAGAUGACUCUUAAGCAUUGUUGUACACUAAUAAAGAGACACAUUGAGUCUG
Molecule: messenger RNA, 3333 nt
Organism: Paramisgurnus dabryanus
Lineage: Eukaryota; Metazoa; Chordata; Actinopteri; Cypriniformes; Cobitidae
Gene: prkcda
Product: protein kinase C, delta a
Biological process (GO): protein phosphorylation
Molecular function (GO): ATP binding; diacylglycerol-dependent serine/threonine kinase activity
Source: RefSeq, a predicted model, not a curated record